Molecule: messenger RNA, 4349 nt
Organism: Cynoglossus semilaevis (tongue sole)
Lineage: Eukaryota; Metazoa; Chordata; Actinopteri; Pleuronectiformes; Cynoglossidae
Gene: sack1c
Product: family with sequence similarity 83 member C
Exons: 6
Coding region: 943-2796 (617 amino acids)
Biological process (GO): signal transduction
Molecular function (GO): protein kinase binding
Source: RefSeq, a predicted model, not a curated record
AACGUUUUUUUUUCACCACACAAACAACUGUUUUAAGGGCUAGUUUUAAGUAUUUGUUUUGCUCAUUUUUGUACAAGUUCCGCAUUUUCCGCGUGAUUAUUCGGUCAGACCACAUACAUCUUUAAAUAUGGCACCGAAACUCCUUGGAUUUCCCAUUUCACACGUCAUGUGGUCACGUGAGUAUGACGUGAGCAACGCACACGAUGAGCCUUCACCGUGCUUGUGUUUGACAAGAAACUGUUUAGAAAAUAAUAAAAGCUAAAGUAAUGUGAGUUAAAUAACGUAUUUAUUUAAUUAUUAUUUUAUUAUUUCUUUUUAGUAAAAUAAUUCUACAUGUUUGCUGCGCAAGUUUAACAUUAUAGCAGUUUCAGCCAGAUCGCAAAACAUCUUUAAGUCUAUUUCAAAUCAGUGUGACCUAAAUGAAGAAAAAAAAACGAAAAAAUUUUUAAAAUGACGAAUUUCUACUAUUCGUUCUAACAUUCAAGGGAGUAUAAAAAAAACUCGGGGUGCCUGUGGCUUAAGGCUCAAUUCGAGAUAAAAAAACAAUUUCCCGCUGUGACGUCAUAUGUUGACCUCCAACAGUGACAUACAGGGUAAGAAGGGGACGAGCGAGAGGCGGAGCUUGUUCUUGUUUGUGACCAAUGAGAGGGCAGGUAUCAACAGGUGAGACGCAAACAUUCAGAGGAGCAGAGAACUGAAGGACGGAGGAGCUUCAGUUCAGACAGGCAGUAUUUUGACAUGACGGGAAGUACAGCAGCCUGGCCCAUUCUGUCGCUGAUCCGGAUCAUCUGAACCCGGAUUUCAUUCUCCAGUGUGACUGGAACGGAAAAAAACUUUUUCACUGCCCACGUCAGGACCGAUAGACCGUUUCCCUCAGGAAGAGGUGGAUUUGAAGAAGGACUUAUCCCCUCCGGGAGUUUCGCUGCGUCGACGUUUCGCACCAUGAUCAGCUCAGAGGGCCUACGUCCGACGUCCAGCGGCGGCAGGAAGCCGCCUGGGAAGCUCGCUUCUCGGCUCGAGGAGGUGAAGAACCCGUGGAGACAGGUGUCCACGCUGGAGCUAAGCCACAACGAGGCGGCGCGCUUGGCUACGGACGCGCUCCUGGAACAUGGGGAAAAGGAAUACCGGCGGGUGCUGACAGAGGAGCGAGAGCUAAACUUCCUGUCUCCUCUGGAGAUUCGAUACAUCACUCAGUACGCCGCUGCCAAGAACAACGGCUUCGAGAGCAACGGAACUGGAGCCGCUGCGGAGAAGGACUUUGGCGACGGUGACGCCGUGUCCGAGCUCACCUCUGGGACUUAUUUCCCCAUGAUGUCUGACGAGGAGCCGCCGAUGCUAGAGCUAGGCUGGCCGGAGUCACCGACCAGAUACGGCCCCUCAGAGACCCAGAUCUACUUCCAGAGGGACAAGAGCCACAACGUCAAAGACCUAAUCAGGUCAUUGAUUAACAAAGCUAAGAAGGUCAUCGCCGUAGUCAUGGACCUGUUCACAGAUGUCGACCUGCUCUGUGAUCUCAUGGAGGCAUCUAACAAGCGACGAGUCCCAGUCUACAUUCUGCUAGAUGAGAAAAAGCUCAGCUAUUUCUCUGACAUGUGCUCAACACUUGAUAUCCAAAACUCACACCUCAGUAAUAUGCGUAUCCGCAGUGUUUGUGGUGACACUUACUGCACCAAAAGUGGCAAGAAAUUCACUGGUCAAGUCCUGGAAAAGUUCAUGAUUAUCGACUGUGAAGAGGUCCUUGCGGGGUCGUACAGUUUUACCUGGCUGUCAAGUCAGGUUCACAGCAACAUGGUGAUGCAUUUCUCUGGCCGCAUCACCGACAGUUUUGACCGGGAGUUUCGCUGCCUCUACGCUGACUCACAAAUCAUCGACUGCUUCUACAACCCAGAGGAGGAAGGACUGCCUUACUAUCCAUCCUAUCAGGCCAUAAUGAUGCCCGGUAUAGGCAUGGGGCUCGGUCCUGUCAUGGGGCUCGAUCUACUCGCCGACAGCAAGCAGAGGGACAGGGUGUGUUCAGAGAAUUCCAGCAGCCAAUCGAGUGACAGCGUCUCCAGUGUGAAGGCAGCUCCUGGAAUGAGCUCUAACACCGUCUACAAGGUCACCCACAACAAAAAGGAGAGCAGUAACUCUCACCUUAGCCCAGAGCGGAGAGGUGUUGGCGGGGGUGGUGACCAAUCAGGAGGACAUGUCCCAACACCAACAUCACGUAUUAAUGCUAAUGGCACAAGCAGUGCCAUUCAACCCCCUGAGCGGCCUCAGCCACCCACUUACGGGCAGCCAAUGGGCAUUGAGUGGAACAAACCUAUUGCAGCAGACGUCAUGAGGGCAAACAUCAGUGGGACGACCUCCAAGUUUCAGGCACUGGGAUUGUAUGACCACAAGCCAAGUAUGUUCCACGGAAACCCCAGUUCAAACCUAAACGCAAGAACACAGGCACCUUCCCCAGUGAAUGAGGGCAAACUCACCUCCAAACACAGGACUUCCUCUAACCAGUUGCUCAAUAAACUGUCAGACCUCUUCCUGCCGCCCUCCACCAAGGACAAAGAGGCCAACAACUUCUGGAGAUCACAAUCCCCUCAAUGUCCUUCACCCUGGGGUGGACCAGACCUCUCUCAGUCUGAACCUGAAAGCCAACAGAGCCCACCUCCCCCACCUGCUCCGGCUGAGGUGUGGAGCCGUCAGGACCAAAAGCGAAUGACUCUGGGCCACAGCAAACUGGACCUGGUGAAUCAGUACAACAAGAUGAAAUCCAAGCAGGUGUACAGUCGCUUUGAGCUAAAGAGCACAAAUUCAUGACAGGGGCUCCUCUUCCUUUAAUUGUAGAUUGAAUUUUUUGUUUUUUUACAAAAGAAAACUGCAUUUAAAAUUCAAAGUUCAUCUACGUAUGUGGUUCACAAUGGCUCCAGAAGUCUUCUGUUUGUUCUUGAAACCAAUGAGCCUCAUAAUUGUUUGGGGGCUUAGCACAGCAUUAGUAGCACUAAGGCAUCCAACAUACCAUAGUAACUUAUUUCUGCAAAAUGACAGAAUUCAAAAAGAUCUUAUGACAUCAACUAAAAAAAAAAAUCUAGAAUUGAUUUCUGUCUGACCAAUUAUAAUAUAAAAUGGAUAAAAAUGAAACAAUGGUUUGUGCAGUGUGACAUGUUCAGGAAGUAGACCGCAGUUCAAACACUGUUUGUCUAAACGUGCAGCCAUCAGCAGAAGGCACUCUCAGGGAUGCUCGACUUUUGUCUUCUUUGCCCACUUGUAAAAGAAACGGUUUAACUUUAAAAUGUUUUCCCGUUUACAAAGCAAGUUGACAAUCUUUCACAUAUGCAUGCAACAUACAAUACAAAAAAAAAAAAAAAAAGCAAUAUUUUCAGUCUAGUAAGUCUCUUGAGGUGAAUGUUUCUGUUGAACUCAAAAUAAAUAAGGUUCAGUUUUGCUCUCUGAACAUUAGUCCUGGUGUGCUUGUGCACACUGCUCGUUUAGAUUUGACACACUAUUCUUCCAGCCAUAAAACAGCAACACAAAAACAUCUACAAACUGUAUCUUGUUAUUCAGUUUCCAAGCCCAAAAUACAAAACUGAACUGCUUAGCUCUGUAAGGUGGCUCACCAAUUAUAAAUGCCUCUGUGGCUGCACACAAAGAACAGACUGCUUCUUACAUUGACUCCAAUCUAGCAUGAAACACAAACGUCUUCAUUUUAUCCUGUGCGUCUGUUCUAAUAAAUGAGUAGCAACAACAACAUUACAUCCCUUGCAGUAAUUAUAAAAUGUAAAUUUCCUGACUUUUUUAUUUCCCACAAAUAGAUGGGAAGCUCAAAUCUUGAGGCAGAAUGUUGGAAGAACUUCCAAAUAACCUUUAGAACGGGUCCUCUUAUUCUGCCUUCUGGUUUAGAAACACUUGUGAGAAGAAGCAAAUCAUGAAAUCUCCUUUUAAAUUUGUUUAAACAUAAUACUGUAAUAUAAUUAAACCAGUGUUGGAAUGUGUAACUAAAUCAGGGUGUGUCCUACUCAACUGACUAGCUAACCAACAACACGACGACAGAGUCUUCUGGUACUUCCACAACCACAGAGCUCUUACAAACAUUCUUUGAAAUGCUUUGGGUGUAAAGCAGUAUUUAUAUUUUCAUAAUCCAAUAUUGAACAGCCAGAUGCCUCUAAAAAACUUAAUCUGAAUAAGUCACAGAAGUGUUGCAUUAAUCCUGAUGUUCUGAUGGUGUAACAUCUUUAAGGGUAAAGUUGUUUUGUUUUUUUUGACAUUUUUAUGUAGGGCAGAACCGAAGCGCGAGCACAUAGCUUGUUGUUUAAGGGAACAGGCUUGUUAUUGGGUGGAUGGGUUAACUGCAGAUUCAUUUCUCCAUAUGGGAU